Molecule: messenger RNA, 977 nt
Organism: Gopherus flavomarginatus (Mexican gopher tortoise)
Lineage: Eukaryota; Metazoa; Chordata; Testudines; Testudinidae
Gene: ITPKC
Product: inositol-trisphosphate 3-kinase C
Exons: 7
Coding region: 46-972 (308 amino acids)
Biological process (GO): inositol phosphate biosynthetic process
Cellular component (GO): cytoplasm; nucleus
Molecular function (GO): inositol tetrakisphosphate kinase activity; inositol-1,4,5-trisphosphate 3-kinase activity
Source: RefSeq, a predicted model, not a curated record
GCUGCGUCGGAAAAGGGAAACGUGGGGCUGAGGGGCUGGCAGGCCAUGAAGCAGCGGGACAGGAGCCCCCCCCGGAACAAGCCGUGGAAGAAACUCAAGAGCAUGGUCCACUGGUCGCCUUUCGUCGUGUCCUUCAACAAGCGCUACCCGUGGGUGCAGCUGGCCGGCCAUGCGGGGAAUUUCAAAGCCGGGGACUACGGGCGGAUCCUGAAGAAGCUCUGCCCGCGGGAGCAGCAGUGCCUGGAGCGCCUCAUGCAGGACUCGCUGCGCCCCCACGUGCCCGCCUACUUCGGGCUGGCGCAGCGGGACGGCGAGUGCUACAACCAGAUGGAGGAUCUGCUGGCCGGCUUCGAGACGCCCUCCAUCAUGGACUGCAAGAUGGGGGUCAGGACGUACCUGGAGGAGGAGCUGGAGCAGGCCCGGCAGCGGCCCCGGCUGCGCUGCGACAUGUAUGAGAAGAUGGUGGCGGUGGAGCCGGGGGCGCCCACGCCCGAGGAGCACGCCCAGCGCGCCGUGCUCAAGCCCCGCUACAUGCAGUGGAGGGAGGCGCUUAGCUCCAGCGCCACGCUGGGCUUCCGCAUCGAGGGCAUCAAGAAAGCCGACGGCACCUGCAGCACCAACUUCAAGACAACGCGGCGGCCCGAGCAGGUGGUGCAGGCGCUGGGCGACUUCGUGGACGGCGACAGAACCAUCCUGACAAACUACCUGGGCCGCCUGAAGGAGCUGCGGGCGGCGCUGGAGCAGUCCGAGUUCUUCAACACCCAUGAGGUGGUGGGGAGCUCUCUGCUUUUUGUCCAUGACCGGACGGGGCUGGCCAAGGUCUGGAUGAUCGACUUCGGCAAGACGGUGCCGCUGGCCCGGGGGCAGACACUGACGCAUCGGCUGCCGUGGGUGGAGGGGAACCGGGAGGACGGCUACCUCUGGGGGCUGGACAAUCUCAUCACCAUCUUCAGCACCAUGGAGCAGGACUGAGCCGG